AUGUUGCAAGAUUUGGAGAAAGGAGUCCAAACACAGGGGGUGUAUAAGUUUAACACUGAUGGUCCUAGUAGGUAUAAGGAUGAAUGUAGUUCGAAGGCUUUUUGUGUGAGAGACAGUCAUGGUGACUUGUAUUUGCUGAAGCUGAGAGUCGAAGGGGAAAAAGUAGUAGAAAUUAUGACAGAAGAUGUUGCUCAAGAUAAUGAGAAAUGGGCACCAUCGAUAGUAGUGUAUGUGGUGGGCACAACACCAUCCAUUGGAGCUGUGGAGAGAUUCAUCCUUGGUCAGGGUACCUUCUCUGCGAAACCUACAAUCUUAUAUCAUAGAGAUGGCUAUUUUGUGCUAAGAUUUGCCAAUGAGGAAGAGAGGGAUAUGGUGCCAUGUUCAGGGACUCAUUACUUAGUGAAAAGACCUGUUAUAAUGAAGCCAUGGGUUCCAGAGUUUAAUUCUAAGGAGGAGAUACUCACCACCGCACCAUUAUGGAUUAAGCUCCCAAACUUACCUCUUAAUUGCUGGAAUCCAAAGGUACUAAUUAAGAUGGGCAGUAGCUUGGAGAAGCCACAAUAUGCAGAGGAAUGUACAACCCAAGUAAAUAGAAUUUCAUUUGCCAGAAUACUAGUUGAAGUUGAUAUCACAAAACCUCUGCCCAAGGUAAUUAAAAUUCAUGUUCCUAAGGGGAGAGUUUCGGAGAAGCAAAUAUGGUUUGAAUGGAAGCCUAUGUUUUGCCAGAAAUGCUUACAAGUGGGUCAUUCAUGUGUGGAUAAGCUAGCAGCACAUCCACAAGUUCAGAAAAAAAUCCAAGGACAGGGACAAAAGAAAGAAUGGAUACCUAUCACUGUAAUAGGUAAGGAGCAGGCUAAUGAGAUGGGGCAGGUUUUGCCUCAGGCUCAAAAGGUAACAUAUCAGCCAGAGAUAGAUGUAGCACGGGUGAUGGGAGCAAGGUGA
Solanum verrucosum is the source of this 942-nucleotide messenger RNA. RefSeq lists its product as uncharacterized. Bases 1 to 942 code for a protein of 313 amino acids. The transcript has 3 exons. Lineage: Eukaryota; Viridiplantae; Streptophyta; Magnoliopsida; Solanales; Solanaceae. The record is from RefSeq and is a predicted model, not a curated record.